UUCCCAAGUUCCUUGCGCCGUGGCCGCCAGCACACUGAACAAGUACACUCCCCACGGCCGGCGCUGCCCCGACCGCCGGCGGCGGAGCCCAUGGCGGAGCUGCGGCACUCGACGGCGGCGGCGGUGGCGGCCCGCUCGUCCAACUCCCCGGCGAAGCGCGACUCCGACGCCUCGGCCGCCUCCUCCCCCUUCGCCUCCACCUCCGCGCGCGGCCGCGGCGGCGACGACGGCGACGACGGCAAGGACGCCCACCGCUCCUCCCCUCUCCUCCCCCACCACCACCACCACCACAAGCGCCCCACUCUGCCCUCUCCCCUCCGCUCGCUCCUCGCCCUCGAGGACCCCAGGUCCCCCUCCGUCUCCUCCUCCUCCUACCGGAUCUCGCUCGCCAUCCUCGCGUUCCUCCUCCUCGCCGCCAUCUUCUCCGCGACCUCCGUUUGGUCCCGCCUCAACGCGCCCUACUUGUGCCAGAAGGAUGGGAUCACGCUGCACUGCCCUGAGACGAAGGAACCCCCUUCACUGUGGGAGAAUCCACGUGCUGCCACCACCUCCUGGAAACCCUGUGCAGAGCGCCGUAGUAAUGAACCAUCAGAUGUUCCGUCUGAGAAUGAAACCUCUGGAUAUAUUUUCAUUCAUGCUGAGGGUGGACUGAAUCAGCAGCGCAUAGCUAUAUGUAACGCUGUUGCAAUUGCUAAGAUAAUGAAGGCAACACUUAUUUUGCCAGUUCUAAAGCAGGAUCAAAUAUGGAAAGACCAGACCAAAUUUGAAGAUAUCUUUGAUGUGGAUCAUUUUAUAGACUAUUUGAAGGAUGAUGUACGCAUUGUCCGAGACAUUCCUGACUGGUUUACAGAAAAAGAUGAGCUCUUUACCAGUAUAAAGCGUACUGUGAAAAACAUCCCAAAGUAUGCAUCUGCUCAAUUUUAUAUUGACAAUGUACUCCCAAGGAUCAAAGAGAAAAAGAUAAUGUCUAUUAAGCCAUUUGUUGACAGGUUGGGGUAUGACAAUGUUCCCAUGGAGAUCAACCGACUAAGAUGCAGAGUUAAUUAUCAUGCACUAAAGUUCCUGCCUGACAUUGAAGAAAUGGCUGAUAAGCUAGCAGCAAGGAUGAGGAACCGAACUGGCAGCAUAAAUCCAUACAUGGCCCUUCAUCUGAGAUUUGAGAAAGGAAUGGUAGGGCUGUCCUUUUGUGAUUUUGCUGGGACACGGGAGGAGAAAGAGAUGAUGGCUGCUUACAGGCAGAAAGAAUGGCCAAGGCGCUAUAAGAAUGGAUCUCACCUGUGGCCAUUAGCUCUGCAAAAGAGGAAAGAAGGCCGUUGCCCUCUUGAGCCCGGCGAGAUUGCUGUCAUCCUCCGGGCACUGGGUUACACAAGAGGAACACAGAUAUACGUUGCAUCAGGGCAAGUGUAUGGCGGCAAAAACAGGAUGGCUCCCCUCAGAAACAUGUUCCCAAACUUGGUGACCAAGGAGGAGCUGGCGAGCGCGGCGGAGAUGGCGCCGUUCCGGAAGCACGUGACGAGCCUGGCGGCGCUGGACUUCCUGGUGUGCCUCAAGUCCGACGUGUUCGUGAUGACCCACGGCGGCAACUUCGCCAAGCUCAUCAUGGGGGCUCGCCGGUACAGCGGCCGCCACCGGCUCAAGUCCAUCAAGCCGGACAAGGGCCUCAUGUCCAAGUCCCUCGGCGACCCGAGCAUGGGCUGGGCCUCCUUCUCCGACGACGUCGUCAUCACCCACCAGACGCGCGCCGGCCUCCCCGAGCCCACCUUCCCCAACUACGACCUCUGGGAGAACCCUCUCACUCCCUGCAUGUGCUCCGCCACUGCCUGAACUUCUGAACAUUUUUUUCUUCUCAAGAUUGAACCUGAAUCUUCAGGCCUGAAGCUCGAGUAGAGUAGUAUAGUGGAGUACUAGAUUAUUUUUCUUUUCUUUUUUGGUCUUCUUUUUUCUUUUUUUUGCUCAUGUAGCAGCAAACUAGGGUCUCGUUUUGUUCAACUAAUUUGUCUGUACUCUGUAGGGAUGGGCCAUAUGAUCUCAUCUAGAUCACACUGUGGUUGCAAUAACUUGAGCUGAGCAUAAAAUGCAAUUGACCUCUAUUGUAUUGCCCAAUUCAAAAGCUG
Oryza brachyantha (malo sina) is the source of this 2114-nucleotide messenger RNA. Its product is annotated as protein PECTIC ARABINOGALACTAN SYNTHESIS-RELATED-like. Lineage: Eukaryota; Viridiplantae; Streptophyta; Magnoliopsida; Poales; Poaceae. The transcript has 11 exons. The record is from RefSeq and is a predicted model, not a curated record. The coding region runs from base 91 to 1824 and encodes 577 amino acids.